Molecule: messenger RNA, 1049 nt
Organism: Copidosoma floridanum
Lineage: Eukaryota; Metazoa; Arthropoda; Insecta; Hymenoptera; Encyrtidae
Gene: Rrp1
Product: Recombination repair protein 1
Biological process (GO): base-excision repair
Cellular component (GO): nucleus
Molecular function (GO): double-stranded DNA 3'-5' DNA exonuclease activity; DNA binding; phosphoric diester hydrolase activity
Source: RefSeq, a predicted model, not a curated record
GUUGAGAAUGGGGAGGACAGUGGUGACAGUGAAGUUGAAGAACCAGUUCCAAAACGAGCCAAAAAAACUGAGAAGAAGGUGGAAGAUAAAUCAGAACCAAAGGCUCUGUUGAAUAAAACAGAGACGAAACUUGAAGAGAUAAACUUUAAUUGUGACAAAAAUAAUGCUGAUGGGGAAAAAUACAAUAUCAAAAUCUGCACAUGGAACGUUUCGGGCAUUAGAGCAUUGUUAAAGAAAAACGGAUUUGAUUAUUUUGAAAAAGAAGAUGCUGAUAUCAUUGCAUUGCAAGAAACUAAGUGUGAAACAAAGAAGAUACCUGAUGAAGUAAAAUUGAAAGGAUAUCAACAUUACUUUCUUGACAGUAAGAAAGCUGGAUAUUGCGGAUUGGCAUUGCUGUCUAAAAAGAAACCUCUCAAUGUUUCGUAUGGUUUGAAUAAUGAUGAGUUUGAUCAUGAAGGAAGACUCAUCACUGCUGAAUAUGACAACUAUUACGUAUUAAAUGUUUAUGUUCCCAAUGCUGGUAAUAAAUUAGUAACCUUACCAAAACGUUUAAAGUGGAAUGAAGCUUUUAAAAAAUUUGUUCAAGAUUUGGAUAAAAAAAAACCCGUUAUCGUUUGUGGUGAUAUGAAUGUAGCUCAUCAAGAAAUUGAUUUGACAAAUCCAAAAACAAAUACCAAGAAUGCUGGAUUUACUCCAGAAGAGCGAGAAGGAAUGACUGAUUUUUUGAAUGCUGGUUAUGUAGAUACCUUCAGAUUUUUGUAUCCCGAAAAAACUGGAGUCUAUACUUUCUGGUCAUAUUUUAGAAAUGCAAGGGGCAAAAACAUUGGCUGGAGAUUGGAUUACUUCAUCGUCUCUGAGAGGAUUAAAAACAAAGUUUGUGACGUAAUAAAUAGAGACCAGGUGUUUGGAAGUGAUCACUGCCCUGUUGUCCUCUAUGCAGCCUUAUAAAAAUUUAAAAUCACAUUUUUCUUUUUUCUUUUUUAAUAAGUUCAUUUCUUCAAACACGUUCCGUUACUUAAAAAAUAAUUUAUUUAUAAAAUAUAUUUCCU